Molecule: messenger RNA, 1024 nt
Organism: Monosiga brevicollis MX1
Lineage: Eukaryota; Choanoflagellata; Craspedida; Salpingoecidae
Exons: 4
Coding region: 148-984 (278 amino acids)
Molecular function (GO): protein binding
Source: RefSeq, a predicted model, not a curated record
GCUCUGUCGAGGUCGUGAUCGCAAUCCGCGUUAGACUUGCCGUGUGCCUGUAUUGGAGGGGGGUGGGUGUGACCAGGUUGAGGAGGGGGAGGGGAGGAAUCGCCUUGAGGGACUGGGGGUGUCUUGGUGAGGACGGCGAUCACCGACAUGACGACUGAGGAGAAGAUUACACAGUUGCUGCUGGCGGCGAGAGAUGAGCUCGCGCGGGAGCGGGACGAGGAGGGUCUGCGGCUUGCCACGCAGGCCCAGCAAUUGGCGCAGGCCCAUCCGCAGCUCAGCGAUUUGCUGCGGUUCCAGGUUCUGCUCAUCUUUGGCGAGGCAGCGCUGGCUAUUGGCGAUAUUGACACGGCGGAGAAAAGCCUGACGCAGGCUCACUGGAAUGCUCUCAAGACCCAAGGCACCGUGGGGGCCGAUCACCGUGCCCAGCUUCAUCGCAGCUUGGCCGCCGUGUAUCUGGCCCGAGGACUCACGGCCGAGGCCCUGACCCACAUGGCCGAAGACAUUUACCAUGCUUCCCUGGCAUCGGGCAACGAUAGCAUUGCAGUCGCCUUGGCCUACUUUCCCAUGGCCUCUCUCUUCAUCGAUCGUCUCCAGGAUUAUUCGCGAGGCUUGACGUAUGCACGGCAAUCUGUUGCCGUGUGGUUUGCUCACCUUCAAAGCCAUUUCGAGCCUGAAAAAGUCGCUUGGCAGGACCUCGAGCCGUACGAGCGCACUGCGGGGCGUCGCAUCCUUUUUCAACUCAGACAAAUGCUUAGUGACGGCGAAGCUCCGGAAUACGACAUUACUUUUGCCGUGGCUGCCGAUUUGUGCCAAGCUGCCUUGGCUCUGCAGUUCAAUGACCUUGGCCUGGCCCAGGAACACCUCAAGCUGGCCGAGGUUCAGCUGGCAUCUGCCCACGCUGCUUCACCGCUUGACCUGCCUGUCUCACAGCUUCAAGAGAUGCGCGAUCUGCUCGCGGGUAUCAUUCAGACCCAACAGGCCUGAGGCCUCUGCAGUCUUCUUACUGCUCCAACCUCUUUUCUUU